AUGCUUGAUGCCAUCCGGGCUGAAUUCGAUAACCUUGUUCGAGAUGUCUACAUGAAUAAGACCGAAAAAGAAAAUAUCGAGCACAAAAUGACAACACAAUUGCAAGAGAUGCAUAAUUUCCAACAGACUCUUAUAGAGAUUGAGAGACAACAACAGGCCAUGAAGAAGCAAUACGAAGAAGAAAUUGCUCGACUCCGUCAACAGUUGGAGCAAGCUCAAGUUCGCGCUGGCCAACAUGCACCGAUGCCGCCAAGUAGCAGUAGCAAUAACAACAGUAACAGCAACAACAAUAGCAGUGGAUCGCAUCCACAGCCACCGCCGCCUGCGCCACCAUCUCAUCAUCAGCAACAACAACAACCACCUAGCAUUGGGCCAGGAUCAUCAAAUUAUUUUGGAGGGAUUAUGAACGCGCACGGUAACGGAAACAGCCAAGGGCCGCCACCACCUGGGUUGAUGGCGCCACCGCAAGCAGCAGCAGCAGGAGCAGGAGGAGCCGGAGAUCACGCGCUUCCUCCGCAUUAUCCCCCUUCAUCGCAAGCGCCUCCGCCCCCUCCGCCAGGUUCCGCUCCUGGCUACAUGAAUGGAUCCGGCCAAGGUUAUGGAGGAGGAUACCCACCACGUGGCAGUGGACCUGCGCCUGGCACACCCACGUCGUCACACGCGGCUCCGAUAACAACAAACGAUCCGGCUGGAACACCCAAACGCAAAUCAGCUUCAUCGAUGAACGGGCCCAUGUCGUCUGGUCCUCCUCCACCCCCACCCGGUAAUAACAGUGCUAUGGUAGCACAACAGCAACAACGAACCAAGGGUCAAAUGGGUGGUGGUGGUGGUGGUGGUGGUAGUGCAGGUGGACCUACAACGCCGGUCGGAUUAUCUGAUGUCGAUCCUGACAGUGUUCCACCCAACAUGAAGGUCGAAGGACGCGAUUGGUUUGCACUCUUUAAUCCCAAGACAUCACGCUACCUUAAAGUCGAUUUACUGCACAGCAUUGAUCAUCCUAGCGUUGUAUGCUGUGUCAAGUUUAGCGCCGACGGUCGGUGGAUGGCCGCUGGCUGCAACAGAGCAACAUACAUUUACGAUGUCGCCACUGCUAAUUUGUCAUGUGUACUUCAAGACGAUGGCGUUCAAAAAGAUGGCGACUUGUACAUCCGCUCUGUGUGCUUUAGUCCUGAUGGCAAAUACCUCGCCACGGGUGCCGAGGAUAAACAAAUUCGAAUCUGGGACAUUGGUCAACGCCAAAUCCGAAACGUUUUCAGAGGACACGAGCAAGACAUUUACUCACUCGACUUUAGUCGAGACGGUCGAGUCAUUGUGUCAGGAUCGGGCGAUCGCACUGUGCGGAUAUGGAGCAUGAUUGAACAAAAGGAAAUGCAUUGUAUUCCGAUUCAGGAUCUGGAUCAAAAGGAUCCGGGUGUGACGAGUGUUGCCAUUUCGCCCGACAGUCGACUGGUUGCUGCGGGCAGUCUAGACAAGAUGGUCCGCGUAUGGGACAUUCACACUGCCCAGCCUUUGGAGCGUCUGGAAGGCCACAAGGACAGUGUGUAUUCGGUUGCGUUCACACCGGAUGGGCGGUCGCUUGUGAGUGGUAGUUUGGAUAAGACGAUCAAGAUGUGGCAGCUAGGAAACAAUGAUGGACGAGGCUAUGGUGGUAUGGACAGAGAUCGAUCCAAGGGUCCAUGCAAGAUGACAUUUACUGGCCACAAGGACUUUGUGUUGUCGGUUGCUUGCACGCCGGACGGUAAUUGGAUUGUUUCGGGCUCGAAAGAUCGCGGGGUGCAGUUCUGGGAUCCUCGGACAGGACAGACGCAGUUUAUGCUUCAGGGACACAAAAAUUCUGUCAUCUCGGUGGCUAUAAGUCCAUCCGGACGGCCACUGUUUGCAACAGGCUCGGGAGAUAACCGCGCGAGAAUCUGGAGUUAUGAGCCACUUGGUAAGUAA
Zychaea mexicana is the source of this 1938-nucleotide messenger RNA. RefSeq names its product WD40-repeat-containing domain protein. The record is from RefSeq and is a predicted model, not a curated record. The coding region runs from base 1 to 1938 and encodes 645 amino acids. Lineage: Eukaryota; Fungi; Mucoromycota; Mucoromycetes; Mucorales; Lichtheimiaceae. Gene Ontology annotation, molecular function: protein binding. The transcript is spliced from 9 exons.